Mytilus trossulus (common blue mussel) is the source of this 943-nucleotide messenger RNA. Its product is annotated as acanthoscurrin-1-like. NCBI's taxonomy places the organism in Eukaryota, Metazoa, Mollusca, Bivalvia, Mytilida, Mytilidae. The record is from RefSeq and is a predicted model, not a curated record. Bases 77 to 511 code for a protein of 144 amino acids. The transcript is spliced from 2 exons.
CAAAGAAGACUGGGGAAAAAAUCAAUGCACACAGAGAUAAAACAGCGUAAAUAAUAAGGUACCGAUUGCUGAUAAUAUGGAUAAUUUUGUUGACGGUCUUUUACUUAAAACUAAUGAGCUACUAGAAUUAUAUCUAAAAAUGAAUCUCACCAUUGCUCUCGUUGUACUAUUGUCAGUCGUAUGCAUAAAUGCUCAUGUACCAUGUUAUGGUAAGGGCUGCGGAUAUGGAAGUGGGGGCUAUGAUGGAGGAUAUUAUGGCGGAUAUGGUGGAUUAGGAGGUUUGGGUGGCUAUGGUGGAUUAGGAGGUUUGGUCAGCUAUGGCGGUUACGGCAGGGGAUUUGAUGGUUAUGGUGGAGGAUAUGGUUAUGGCAAAGGGUAUGGCGGCGGCUAUGGUGGAUUAGGCGGUUACGGCAGCUAUGGUGGAUUAGGAGAUUUGGGCUAUGGUGGAUUAGGUGGUUUAGUCAGCUAUGGCAGUUAUGGAUUAGGUGGAAAUGGUGGUGGAUAUAGAUAAGGUGGAUAUGGCGGAGGAUAUGGAUUCGGUGGAUAUGGAGGAGGAUCGAUAUGGCGCAGGAUAUGGUGGUGGAAAGAAAUACUGAGAUGUUCUUUUCUCAAAAUGACAAAACGGACAAGAAACUAUAUUGUAAUCCUUCUACAUAUUUCUGUAAAUAUUAUACUGCAAUAAAGAUAUAGCCCGCAUAAUGGUUUAUUGCUUACUCGUCUUUAUUAUUACUCAAAAAUAAUAAACACCCCGCAUUUUACUAUGUUUAACAUUUUGGUAUAUGAUGAAGUUUUAUCUGUCUGUAAAUAAACAAGGAACUGAAACCUCAAAUCUAGAAGAGAAUUUGCUGGUGUUUGCGCUUUUAUUUAUUGAAUCGAUUAAAAUUUGUAUUACGAAAAUGUUUGCAGCUUGAAACCUUUAUAUCUAAAUGAAAUCAAAUAUAGA